AUGGACAGUUACUCGCUAGACAAUCGGGCAUGCCGCAGUCCUCGAACUCGAGGAACCUCAGCUAUUCGAGAAUACUUCGGGCUUACAGGAUAUGGAACCAAUAUGAUCGAAUGCGCGGACGAUAAUUUUUUCGAGGAAUUGGGUCGCUUGAACAUCAAUUGGAACAAAAUACCACCAGGGACAGAUGUUGAGCGGAUGCGACAUUGGAUUUCAACUGAUUAUACCGCGAUACCCAAGACGAGUUUCCUCCAUCGACAUAUACGAGAGCGGGUUCCAAUUGAACAGCAGGACGUUAAGGUCUGCUACGGAGAGACAUUCGACUUCACCAUGCGUAUCUACACGCCCCUUCGCGGUCGGUGCCAGCCUCGACCGGCUGUGAUAAUGUACCAUGGAGGAGGAUGGAUUCAUGGGGAUGCGACAAGCGAUGAGGACUUUGCUCUUCUCUUCGCUAGUGAGCUUGAUGCCCUCAUUGUCAGCGUUAAUUAUAGUUUGGCUCCCGAGAAUCCAUAUCCCAGGCCGCAUGAGGAUUGUUACGAAGCACUUAACUGGGUCAUGAGUAACGCUGAACGACUUGGGAUCAACCCAGCGAGAAUUGCCCUCUGGGGAUGUUCAGCAGGCGCAAACCUUGCGGCGGGAGUUGCUCUCCGCGAUAGCGAAGAGCACGCGCCUACACGUAUCAGACAAAUUCACCUUGUUGUUCCCGCCACCUGCUCUCCGGAGGUUCACGAAGGACCUCUCAAGAAAGUGUACGAAGCCCAAGAGGGGGUCGCCAAGUGGGAACUCUCUCUCGGAGAUGUCGCUACCCUCAUGAGAUACUAUGCUCCUCAAAAUCUCACUCAUCCUUUUGUAUCUCCCAUGCACUCGCAUCCCUCUGCGAACCAUCCUGCUACUCAUAUCACUGUCGCUGGUCUCGAUGUGUUACGGGACCAGGGCAUAGCGUAUGCUCUUCAUCUUCGAAAUUGUUUCAAUGCCCCCCAAAUAAGCCCUCAGUCGGGAUCGAAUUACCAUGCACCUUGCUCCAGGUGCGCUCGUCUUGGGAAACCAUGCAUAUACGAGAAGGCGCAUCGCAGCAAUAUUCAGAGCUCCAGACAAGACAGUGUUCAUUCAAUAGAUGUCCACGAUGAGUUGCGAGAAACCUCUUCGACUUUCCAAGAUGAUCACAUCAUAAGCCAGGAAGCAAAUCGACAGCAUUGCGAAAAUGAGUUUUCAUCCACCAAUUCCGUCGGUCUUGAAAAUUUGUUUGAUAUUGUUGCUGAUGAACCGGUCAAUUGGCUGGAGCCCCGUCUGGAGGCUGAACAGUCCAUCAACGAUGGGCUGGAUUGGCCAUCGAUUAUCGACUUCUCUCUCGAGAUGACAGGCAAUAACACCAUGCAGAGUAUUACUCCAUCAGUCAUGCCCUCCACAUCUUUGCACCAGAAAUACGGCCACGACGUGGAAAAAUUUCUUCAAGAUACCUACGUAAUCCUCCCAGUAGUGGAUAAAGGACAGCUCUGGGAUCAAAUUCUGACAAACGGCACUGAUCAUGGCCUGAGGACUCUCCUGGAAGCGAUUCGGAUGGUGAACCUUGGAACCCUCUUCAGGAAAACCCCCAAGAAGGAGACAGAAGACGCUCUGGUCGCUCAGGUCAAACAUGUGGAGACGUUACGAUCCGAGGAAGACUUUAGCGAAUCUCCAAAUCUUGACACGGUUGCAGUGUCUCUCUUUUUGUUCUGUAUGUACAACGUGCUGUGGCGUCAUAACCGAGCAUUUCUUUACCUAGGAGAGGCUUGCGACCUGUUCGGCUUGGUCUCUCAGAAUCUUGAAGAAGAUGGAGCCUCGGACAUUCGUCUGCUUCGCCGUCUAGCGAGACUUGACCUAGUCCUGUUCAACACCGAAGUGGCCACAUACUCACUCUACUCCAAAGCCUCACAUAGACGCCGAAAGCGGGCAUGUGAAAGUGGUGCUGCUCUGAUUCGGGGCGACCGUGGCGAGGAUACGCUUGAACGGGUGGCAGACGAUCUCCUUCUUCACCUUACAGAAAUCCACGAGAUUUCUAAUUCAGAUCUUGAUGUCACUCGCAACAACCAAGAUGAUCACGAUGGUUACGAACCGAUCGACCUUUCCUGCUUUGCCGAAGAGCAAAGCUCCCCCUCGAUUCGAAUGCAGACCGCGGACGUCAUUAUUUCUGACCACUGGCGCGCAUUGGAAAGCCUUGUCACUGAAACGGAUAACGUCUCAACAAGCGCCGUUAUUCCGUUGAUUUCUCUGCGGGAGGCUUCUCGAAGAUUGACAGAAAUGGUCUGUCACAGAGCUUCAGCAACUCUGGCUUGUAUCUGCGCUCUAGAUGAGGGCAGUCUCCGAGUCAUCGGCCUCGGGAAGCUUACCAGCAUAGUUAAGAGUAUUAAACAUCUGACUAUGGAGCGUAGGAGGCGGGCUGAGCCCACCCAAUGCAAGAACUUAAUGAGUGGACUGGUAUUGACCAUAGCCAAAGCCGACUACGAGCGGAACUUUGUGGCGGAACUUUCCGGUUGUAUUGACCUCAUCAAAAGUACCGGCUUGUACUCGGGCCCUCGGUUCGUAUCUCGAAAGGGCAGAGGCCUGGCGAAGCACGACGAAAAUUCAGAUACCGGUCACAGAUAUCCCAUGUCCCUUGGGAGCGAUGUGGUCGAAGGAUAG
Messenger RNA from Rhinocladiella mackenziei CBS 650.93, 2655 nucleotides. RefSeq lists its product as uncharacterized. NCBI's taxonomy places the organism in Eukaryota, Fungi, Ascomycota, Eurotiomycetes, Chaetothyriales, Herpotrichiellaceae. The transcript is spliced from 6 exons. The record is from RefSeq and is a predicted model, not a curated record. The coding region runs from base 1 to 2655 and encodes 884 amino acids. Gene Ontology annotation, molecular function: hydrolase activity.